Messenger RNA from Hevea brasiliensis (rubber tree), 1944 nucleotides. RefSeq names its product transcription factor bHLH130. Bases 561 to 1673 code for a protein of 370 amino acids. The transcript has 6 exons. NCBI's taxonomy places the organism in Eukaryota, Viridiplantae, Streptophyta, Magnoliopsida, Malpighiales, Euphorbiaceae. Gene Ontology annotation, cellular component: nucleus. Gene Ontology annotation, molecular function: protein dimerization activity; DNA-binding transcription factor activity, RNA polymerase II-specific; RNA polymerase II cis-regulatory region sequence-specific DNA binding. Gene Ontology annotation, biological process: regulation of transcription by RNA polymerase II. The record is from RefSeq and is a predicted model, not a curated record.
CUUUGUACUUUCACAUUGGGUGCUCCAUUGCACAAAAGAAGAUAAAUAUUUGCUAUUACUUCUUUCUAUCAUCUCUCUCUCUCUCUUUCCGUCUUUCCCUCCUUCCUUCCCAUCUUUAACCUUCAAAGGACUUCCUUGCUUCUGGUGCUUUGAAAAGAAAAUCUGAGGUUCUUGUUUACCCUCUACUCUAUUUUCUUUAAACCAGUUCUGUUCUUUCAAUCUUUUCACUUGAUACAAUCCUUCUACACAGAACAAAGCCUCUAAGUUCCAUUUAUUUACUGUUUUCAGUAUCUUCUUCCUUGGGUUCUCCCUGAAAAGUUCUUGAGCUUUUUCUUGGGUUGCUUCCUCUUCAAGAUCUUAUCUUACUCUGCUUAAAAAAUAAGCUGAAAGAUUUUUUUUUUUCCUCCUGAGAAAGUGAUGGGAAAAUAUUCUCAGAAUUUUCAAGGAAAUAAAUUUGUAUUAAGGUACGAGUAAUUGUUCCCUAGCAUCAAGUCUCUUGACUCUAGCUUACAAUUUUAGAAAAGAAACAAGUUAAAACAGAGCAAACAGAGCAUUUGUUCAUGGAUUCGAGUAGCAAUCACAGUUAUCACAACCAGAACAGUCAAUCCUGUUCUGGGUUGUUGCGGUUUCGAUCAGCUCCAAGCUCACUUCUUGCAAAUUUCAAUGAUAAUGGAGGUAGCAAUGAUUCUGUUAUGAGUUUCCAAGUAUUCGAGGAUAGAUCUGCAGUAAGAGUGAGAGAGCCACCUCUCAAUUAUGCAAAUUCUCCGCAGAAUUACACCGGUUUGCCUCCUCAUUACCCAAGACAAAGUUCAGCUACGACUUCUUCUGCUAUGGAUAGCUGUUAUGGUUUGAUAGGUUCAAUGGCAAUGGGUAAUCAUGAGCAAGCCAAAAGGUUUGAUUCAAAUCUUGCUAGACAGAAUAGCUCCCCUGCUGGACUUUUUGCUAACCUCUCUGUUCAAAAUGGCUAUGCCACCGUGAAAGGCAUGGGGAACUACGCUGGGAUGAAUGGUACAAAUGGAGAAGUAAGUCCAAGAUUAAAGAGCCAACUUAGCUUCCCAGCAAGAGCGCCUUCUUCUUUGGGGAUGUUGUCUCAGAUAUCAGCAAUCGAGAGUGAAAGUAUUGAUGCAGCGAGCCCUGAUAGUGGAAAGCUCAGAAAUGGCAACUGUGACAGUCGAUUUUAUAGCUCUACUGGGUUCCCAUAUGGUUCUUGGAAUGAAUCACAUUUUGCAGAAAAUUUUAAUGGCAUGAAGAGAGAUCCAGAUGAUAAUGGAAAGCUAUUUUCUAAUAUUCAGAAUGGAGAGCUCGGGAAUCGUGUUCAUGUAUUAUCGCGCCACUUAAGUUUGCCAAAGACAUCAGUGGAUAUGGUUGCCAUGGAAAAGUUCCUCCAUUUCCAAGAUUCUGUUCCUUGUAAAAUAAGGGCAAAGCGUGGUUGUGCCACUCAUCCUCGAAGUAUUGCAGAAAGAGUGAGAAGAACCCGGAUUAGCGAAAGAAUGAGGAAACUACAGGAGCUUGUCCCAAACAUGGACAAGCAGCAAACAAACACAGCAGACAUGCUAGAUUUGGCUGUUGUGUACAUCAAAGAUCUUCAAAAGCAAUACAAGACUCUCAGUGACAACAGAGCCAACUGCAAGUGUUUGAGUAAACAGAAGCCAGUGCAAAAUGAAAUUGUUUGACAUGCUUCUGUACAGAGAAUAAGGGAAGUGGAUAGAUAGGAACAUGUUCUUAUUUAUCUUUUUCUGUGAUGUGAACAAGUGUCUAGAAUCAAGAUAUGUUCUUCUUUCCAUGCUCAAGCAUUGCAAGUUUGGUAGAAUUUUCACUGUUAGAUUAUGAUAUGGAAGGUAACAAAGCUUCCAAUUACACAAUACCUGAAAUAAAAGAGAGAAAUGUACAGUGCAUGUUCUUGUAAUUUAUCUUGUUCUCUAUAUGCAAGUUACGUGUUGUUUA